AUUAGGGUAUCCUUUAUCAUCUUGAAUUGAUAAUUUUGUUACUUUUUAGUGGAUCGAUGUUCAAUUAUAUGUUCUUUGACGGAGACGGAUUAGGAAUUUGGUGUGUGGAAGAAGAUUUACGGUUUAAUUUUUUGUCGAAUUAGGUUUUCGCUCAUUUCAAAGCCAUUGAUGGUCCUCUGAGAUUGAGAUUAAUAAGUUUGGUCUAGAUGUUAAGAAUCGCGAUUAUAGUGGUACGGAUCGGAACAUGAGAAAUCUCCAGCUUAAUUAGGGUCUAGGGAAUUGGGUUGGUUAUUCUGUCUAAAUUUCAUUUUUGGUGUUGGGGUUGUUGUGAUUGAAUUCCGUCUUUCUCUGUGUGGAAUGUAGAAUUUAGUGCUCUUUCUACAGUUUCUGGUUCGGAUAUUUUACCAACAAUAAGGGAGGCCAUGUGAGCUGCUUGGUCAGAGGUGUGAUCCUAAUUCUUUUGUUUUCGAUCUGCUUGAUUGUUCUCUCUCAGCGCUAAGAUGGGUAAAUGCAGAGGCUGUGGCGAAUUGGGGAGAAUGGUACGGAGGGAUGUGUCUGAGAAUGCUUACCGUUUCACUCUUCUUCUAUCUCCUGUGGUUUCUGUCUGGGAUUGCAUUGUUCGUAAGAUGAGAUAUUCUUUUAGACCUGAGUGGGUGUAGGUUUGGGCUUGUUGAUCUUACAUGGUUUUCUCCUUACCCUUGAAACUUAAUAUAAGUUAGCUUUUAAUGUCAGUGGAAAUUUGUUAUAAGAAAGUGUACACUUCUAAUAGAGUUCUUUAUAAGAAAAAUUGUUGUGGUAGGAUUGAUUGAUUAUAGAGUUGUAGUGCUCAUGGAUAAUAUGGCGUGUGUUCAAGUUCCACCCAUUGUUAGGAAGGAAAAGAAGAAGCAGGGAAAAGAUGAACUGGAUCGUCAAAAACAGGCUGAGAAGAAAAGAAGGCGCUUGGAGAAAGCACUGGCCAAUUCUGCUGCUAUCCGGUCUGAGCUAGAGAAAAAGAAACAGAAAAAGAAAGAAGAACAACAGCGCCUUGAUGAAGAGGGUGCUGCAAUAGCUGAGGCAGUUGCUCUGCAUGUCCUCGUUGGUGAAGAUUCAGAAGAUUCAUGUAAAAUCAUGCUGAAAAAUGAUGAACGGUUCAACCCUUGGGGUCAUGCAUCCAAUAUUGGUCUUUUCAUGGGAGGCCGGAAGACAAGCUUUCCUAUUCAGGGCAUUUCAAAGCAUUGUCUUGGAGGAUUAGGGUGGGUGCCUGAUGCACCUGGGUGCAAGUGGAGUGAUUGGGAGAUUGGUGCCUGGACACUGUCGCCUGGAGUUUUCAGUAGAGAUCUUCAUGAACCAUAUUUUGGGGAGAGAGGGAGAGGAACAACUGAAACGUCGGCUGAGCUAAUUGCAGCACAAGCAGUUUCAUCCCUUCAAAUUGCUGAAGAUACACAUUCGGAUUCAAUUUUCAUAAAUGGAAUGCUAGAGAGUAAGUUUAAGGAGUACAAAAAGUAACCAGGUCCUGUAAAGAGGUUUGAUUGUAGUUUCCAAUAAUGACUUGUAUAUAAUAUGGUUAAUGUAUCCUUGUUUUUCGGAUAAGAGUGUCUUGCUUCCUCAUUAUUGAACAUCGUUGUGGUGUAUUUAUUUUGGAGUAUUUCAUCUUUUUGUUUCAA
Macadamia integrifolia is the source of this 1643-nucleotide messenger RNA. RefSeq lists its product as uncharacterized. The transcript is spliced from 2 exons. Bases 829 to 1485 code for a protein of 218 amino acids. Lineage: Eukaryota; Viridiplantae; Streptophyta; Magnoliopsida; Proteales; Proteaceae. The record is from RefSeq and is a predicted model, not a curated record.